Molecule: messenger RNA, 1071 nt
Organism: Penicillium subrubescens
Lineage: Eukaryota; Fungi; Ascomycota; Eurotiomycetes; Eurotiales; Aspergillaceae
Product: CCDC174 family protein
Exons: 1
Coding region: 1-1071 (356 amino acids)
Cellular component (GO): nucleus
Source: RefSeq, a predicted model, not a curated record
AUGGCUCCGGAACAGUCUUCACUGUACGGGAAACCCCGUGCAAAGGCUUCAAAAACUCAAGAGAUCACCUCAUCGUCCAACCUCGCCUUCAACAGCCAACUUUCCUCACUUAUCGCCCAGAGCUCUAGCACCACCUCUCACGGACGCCCACGACCAUCCAAGACCUCCAAAAGCGACAUUUUCGGGAAGCAAAACAAAGGUGCCACCAAGCGUGCCGCCGCCGAUCUUGAGGAAGACGAUCACCAUGUUUCCAAUCAAGUCCACAAGAAGAGCAAGGACAUUGGCGCCAUCGAUGACGCCACCCUGAAUCGAUCCAAGCAACGGAUGGCCAAGAAAGUGCGCAUGUACGAGGACAUGAAGAAGGGAUUACAUCUCAUUGGUGAAGAUAGUGAUGAUGACCUCAAAGACGACUACGUAUCACGAUUGCGACGCAAAGAGAAAGUAGGACUGGUCGACUUCGAUACCAAAUGGGCGGAUGAGGAGCGCAAGAAGAAAGCUGGCUCCGGGGAAGAAUAUGAGGAGGACGAAGACGACGAAAAUGCAUCGAUAGUUUCCUACGAAGACGAGUUUGGUCGAACACGCCAUGGCACCAGGUUCGAGGCUGCAAGGGCAGCCGUCAUCAAAGAGGAAGAAGAGAACCGAGGUCGAGCUACAGAGGAACGCUGGCGACCUUCACGACCGAAGAACCUGAUCUACGGCGAGGCCAUCCAAUCCGAAGCUUUCAAUCCCGAGGCGACCAUCGCGGCGCAAAUGGCCCGCCUCGCAGCCCAGCGAGACCUUUCCCCCGAGCCAGAGUAUCUACACUACGAUGCGGAUGGUGAAGUGCGAAAUCGCGGAACGGGCUUCUAUGCGUUCUCCCGCGAUGAAGAGGAAAGAAAGAAGCAAAUGGAGGCGCUGAAGAAAAUUCGCGAGGAUACCCAGCAGCAGCGAGAGAAAUUGGCGGCCAGAGCGGCACAGCGACAGGCUGCUCUUGAAGAUCGACGACGACAGAUUCAGGAGCUGCGGAAGAUACGACUUGCAGAGAAGUCUACGGAAACUUUGGCGACCCCGCCACCGAUCAGUGAUCACUGA